AUGACCACUGGACAUUUUUCGAUUUUUACGGCGGAAGCAAAUACUACUGCAGCAACAAGCAAUUAUUCGUUAUGGAAAGUGUUAACACUAAGUGGUGAAGAUGUUUCAUCGUUCUGGGAAAUGUUCCUUGGAAUUACUGUCUGGAUGGUCAUUUCAUAUGUAUUUGUUUAUAUUAUUGUUGCAUUGAUUUCAAUGAUUAUGUUACGAAAUCAUCCGUGGAUGUGUAUUUAUGCAACUUCUAUAAUUGGUAUGGCAAUAUUAGGCCCUGCAACCGUUGGUGCGCUAACAAGUGCUUCAAUAGCGCUGAUGUUUUCGUCGGCUGAUAAAGCAAUUAGUUGCUGGCAUUGCAUGAUACUUGGUUCAGCACAAACACUAGCCGUCAUAAUUAUCAGAUUGAAGUGUGUCAGAAAAGGUGUUACUCGAAAAAAUUUAUUUAUGCAUAACCGGAAGCUAAGUAAUGUUCCUAUUGUUAAGACAUCAGAGCGUAUGAUUUUGAGACAAAAAACUAAAUGUUAUCCGAAUUUUGUUCAGAAUGUGGCACAGUGCUUCCAUUACCAAGUACCGCUCCGAUUACCAUCACGUGUACGUACUGCCGGACCCAAUGGCAUAUCAAACGUCGCCAUUCAAAACAAACUGGUGUAUAAGUCCGAGAAAAUAUAUCAGAAACGUGUGAUGGAUGCCAAAGAAAGUGCGUUGGAAAAUCCUGUUGUGGAUAAAAUAUGUGAUAAAUGUGGCCAUGGGAAGAUGAGCUAUGCAUGUAGACAAACACGAUCUGCUGAUGAAGGGCAAACAGUAUUCUAUACGUGUUUGAAAUGCAAUUAUAAUAUGGUGGAAAAUGCAUGA
This is a messenger RNA of Acanthocheilonema viteae, 843 nucleotides long. Lineage: Eukaryota; Metazoa; Nematoda; Chromadorea; Rhabditida; Onchocercidae. The record is from the annotation of a GenBank genome assembly.